Molecule: messenger RNA, 1932 nt
Organism: Danio rerio (zebrafish)
Lineage: Eukaryota; Metazoa; Chordata; Actinopteri; Cypriniformes; Danionidae
Source: RefSeq, a predicted model, not a curated record
AGUAAGUUUUAUAAUUGAGGUGAAGUUGGUUUUAUAUUCACACAUUCAGACUUUCUCCUUAAUAAAAUCAUUUCAGAAAACUGUUCUGUCAUAUUAGCAACCAAUGACUAUCAAAUCAGCAUCGUUUACAGUCAAUUAAAUAGUGCUAAUGUUGAUAUUUAAAUGUGAUUUCAGACUAAAUAUACAAAGUAGCAUGGAAAACACUAAGGAGCAUGUCACAAGUUGUGUCUGAAUGAUUGUGCAAAUAUUAAACCAGCUUUUCCUCUAUAAGUUAUCGUUUUAUAAACGUAUUAAAGCCAUAUUAGGUUAAUAAUGCAAAUAUUAGCUUUAUUACAUAUGCACCAUCAUAUAUGACUUCUGAAGAGCACUAAUGAUAAGAGGAGUCUGUCUUUCUACUGACACCAUCACUAAUGUACUUAAAUAGCCAAAAUGUUGUUUAAAUAUUAUGAUUAUAUGUGACUUCGUAGUUGAAUUAAAAACAAACAGGGCUUUGUUGCGAGCCACAAACCACAUAAACUGCACAAAGGCCCUGUUUCCCUCAGCGCUGACGCCAAGAUCAAGCGCUCACAUGACCGAUCACACAUUUUUAAGGCUGUGCUUAUGGUUUCAUGAACCAGGCAGUCUGAAUCAAGCCAAGCCUCAGGGCUGAUUAUUAGAAAGACAAGCUUGUUGUGUUCCUCUGAAAACCCCAUUGUAAUGAAACUCUUUGGAUUCCUGGGAAAAAAGGGAGCAAAGUUCAGAAAUGAUCAUUUAGUGCUGGAGUUUUUACAUUGAUAUGGCGUGAAAUUAUCAGUAGGUAUGUAAAUGAAUGUUUUAACAUGUUAUGAGCUGUGAUGUGUGCUCCAGGUAGCCAACCAUGAGUGUGAUGUGCUUGUAAAUCGCUUGCUGUGAGGAGAGAAGCGCGAUCAUGCACCGCCAUCCUCCACGCCAGAAGAGCUGCAGCUGCUAGAAGGACUCAGGGAAGUGUGUAUGUGUCGCUCUGGCCAUGGAUGACUUCACUACACGCACCUAUGGCACCAGUGGCAUGGACAACAGGCCUCUGUUCGGAGAGACCUCGGCCAGGGAUAGAAUCAUCAAUCUAGUAGUCGGUGGACUUGCAUCUUUACUUGUUCUGGUGACCAUCAUUAGCUCAUUCGUCUUUCCUUCACUGCCUCCCAAACCACUCAAUAUAUUCUUUGCCAUCUGCAUCAUGCUAGUCUGCGGCUCAGUGUUGGUUCUGAUAUACUGGUAUAGGCAGGGAGAUCUGGAGCCUAAGUUCCGCAACUUGAUCUACUACAUGCUCUGCUCCAUCGUUCUGCUGUGUAUCUGUGCCAACUUGUACUUUCACGAUGUGGGACGUGAUAAACAGAGCAAUGCCUUAUAAAAACCACAGGAAGCGCAGAAUGUUCAUCGUUAUGUGGGAGCUUUGGAAACCCACAUAAACCCCACCUGAAUUCUUGAAUCAGGAGAAUUCAUUUUCCUACAAGCCCCGUUUGUGUGGGCAGGCCAGUCUGCCUUUGGGAGCCAUAUUAAUGCACAUAAACAUAUUAUAGAUGCAAAUAUGUUAGCGAUCAGUAGCACUCUGGGAUGUCCGUGCACAUGUUUGCACCCUCUAUGCUGUACACAGCUUAACUUAUAUGCCAAUGUAAAGACAAGAGCAGAGUUUUUGAGAUAAGCCAUCCACAAUGCUUUUAUAUUUGUACAUGAUACAUCUACGGUACACAUUCCUAAUGAAGAAAUUGCUUAUUUUGUAUUUAAAUUAUUAGAAAAGCAAUCUCGAAUAAGAGCACUUGGUUAAAAACAUGCAGCGGUUGUUGAGAAAUUGUUUGUUUUUUUGUUCAUUUUUUUCUAAAUUAAUGAACAGUGUUCUUUGAUUGGGUGAAAACCUUAUAUUUUUGGUUAUAACCUGGUGUAAUUUGGUUUUAUGUAAUGAAUAAAUACAUAUACACUGUG